Dicrocoelium dendriticum is the source of this 3701-nucleotide messenger RNA. Lineage: Eukaryota; Metazoa; Platyhelminthes; Trematoda; Plagiorchiida; Dicrocoeliidae. The record is from the annotation of a GenBank genome assembly.
AUGAAGGUGCGGGUUAGCUGGAUGGCCCCAGUGAACUCCGGUGCCGCCAACGAUGUGGUGCAGUUCGCCGUGUACUACCGUGAAGAAAGUACCGAUAGUACCUCACAACAUGUGCUCAAUUGGUCCAGGUAUACCACGGAAAUGUUUGCAUCGUCAGUGGAGCUGGCGAACCUCAAUGACAAAUCUACCUACGCGCUUCGCGUCACUUCCGUCGAUCGACACGGUAAUGAAGGCCCUUCUUCCCCAAUGGUUUACAUCAAACCGACGAGACAGAAUCGAACUGAAGCAGCCAGAACCAACCGAAUCGCUGGUGGAAGCGGAUUGUCAAAGAGGGUUGUCGGCCCGGACCAUUAUGCAGUGCGAAAUUUGAAAUGCGCCGAGGAGGAACCUGAUAGGAUCCUAUUGCAAUGGUUCCCACCGGCAGAAGUGCACCAUCUUGUGGAAUAUCAGGUCCAACACACCGGAAGAAAAGAGUUCAUUACAAAAACCGGAAUCUCGAAAGUGGUUCACUUGGGUGAAGGUGUUCUUCGACAUGUACCACACAAAUCCGGAGAGAUGGUUGUUUCAGGUCGGGUCCCGAAUAGACUUAGUCUUUUGGACAGGCGUGGACAUCUAGAGUCUCUUCAAAUCGAGCAGCUCAUUCCAAACGGUCAAUAUGAGUUCACUGUGCGCCCGAGAUAUAAGAGCGGUAAGAUGGAUGAACCUACAGGCGUCUCCGUUUCCGUAGUUUGCCGAACAAAAUGGAUAAAGCCCAAUGAGAUCAGACCGCCGGAGUUGGAGGCACUGCAUCCGAUUCCGAUUGGGUCGUCGAAUUACAGCACGUUGGUGGAAAUUCGCGUCUUCCGAGUCUCCGGUGAAAAUGGACCAAUACAUCGAUAUUUUGUCAUUGUUGCGCCGGAUGGACCAGAUAGGCACGCCUGUACGAAAAGGCCGGGUGAUUUAAGUCUGAACGAGUUGUCAGAAAAUGCGCUAACACCAAAUAGAGAGUUACCAUAUCUGGCAAUUGCAACAGCUCAGCACAGACUGUUCAAGGUAAACCAAGAUAGUGCCAUCGUUGUUUUGGGAAGAGAACAACCGAAACGAGGAGCGCGCUCAGUACAGGGCACUGAACUAGUGGGGGAAGAGAGUCAUGGAUUGGAUGAUGAGAACGACUCGCCCUUUAGCUUUGGUGAACCCGUUGACAUCGAUGAAUUUCGCGCAUUCAAUAAACCGCUCCAUCCACAAUUCACUUAUUGUGCGGCGUCCAGAACGUGCUCUUUAUAUCCAGAUGGAAGUCGCCUGUGCGCAUCCAGUGAGUGGUCGGAGCCCAUUUAUCUCAAGGAAUCAACAAAUCCUAGCCUUGUGACAUUGCAUCUUUCCCCCUCCUCAUCCAUCCCCUCGUGGCAUCCGACUAAGCUUGUAGUGACCAUCGUUGGAUUGGUGUGUGGCAUGGCCAUCUUCGCCUUCAUCAGUGUUGUGCUCGCUUACAAUAUUCGAUACAAGAAAAGAGAACUGAAUGAGGAAAACGCUGGUGGGUUGUGGUGCCAGUGGAAAGCAAAAUUGAAAGCAGAUAAGGGCAAUUCAAUGUCAUCCGGCGAAAUGAAGAAACUGGACACAUUGUUUUUGAACCAUCAAAUGUAUGAUGACCCGCCACGCAGCCCAUGCUCCUACCCGUCAUUAGGAUCUCUCCUCAGGAAAUCUUCCAAUGACCUGCAGAGCCCAACACAGUCGAGUGCAGUACUAACAAGCGAUUAUCGACCACUAAGGCCAAGUGCUGGAGGAUUAGUUACCGAUUUAGCAGUCAGCACUAUCUACCCAGAACGGACCCACUACUCGCACUUGCGUGACCUAUGUGGGAUUGAGAUACGUGUUGGAACACCAAGCGACAAACAUUGCCAGUCGCCCAGCUCGCCAAGCAGAAGUUUGAAAAGUUGCGCUCAUGCCUUUGAAAGCCAUGGUUUGGUAAUCGCAACUGAGGAAGCAAAGCAAAGCAAUCUAUUCUCUAGUAUGGAGAAAAGCCAAUCCUUUGCCGGACGAAUCCCGAUACCAAUGUCCCAAUUUGUCGAUUUUGUGAGUGAUGCAAAACAUGACAAACAUUUCGUGCUAGCUGACGAAUUCCAUUCGAUUGAACGCGAAUCGAAGAAACAUUGCUUCUCCAUUGCUCAAUCUACGUUGGAUCAAAACCAAGCGAAAAACCGAUGCACUAGUGUGGUUCCAUUUGAUUACAAUCGUGUGCAGCUCCGAGGACACAGCAACGGUUCUCGAUCGGAUUACAUCAACGCCAGCUACAUCGAUGGGUACCAAAGGCCAAAGGCUUACAUUGCGACGCAGGCCCCCCUGCCAGAGACUAUGAAGGAUUUUUGGACUAUGGUCUGGGAGCAACAGGCGCAGGUGAUCGUCAUGCUUACAAGAUUCGUGGAGAGAGGCGAAAUUCAAUGCGAUCGUUACUGGCCCUUGAACGGAUCCAUCCUCUACGGAUCGAUUAAUGUAACUCACUUGGAUGCUACCGAGUUGGCCUACUACACCAUGCGUACUUUCUGGCUGCAGAACAUGGAGUGCUCAGAACAGCGAAAAGUUUGGCAUUUGCAGUAUACCAACUGGCCUGAGGAAAUGAGCCCGAUACAUUCGACCACGUUUCUACUGUUCAUGCGGCGUAUAGGCACGGUGACACCUGUAAAUAAUGGUCCAUUGUUAUUGCAUUGUUCUCUUGGAGCUGGGCGAACAGGCCUAUUCAUUGCUAUAGACAUACUGUUGGAACAAAUAAAGAAUGAGCACUGUUUGGAGGUGUACAGUCUUGUGAAUCGAUUAAGGGCGCAGCGCAUGCAGCUUGUGGCCACGUUGGAAGAGUACGACUUCAUCUAUCACUCGCUCAGGGAGGCCAUUAUCGAUGGAAACACAGAGAUAUUUGCACGAAACUUGGGCAGCCACAUGAAGCAUUUGAGCACUAUUCAACCAACAUCCAACGGACAAUCAUUGUACAAGUCGACCGAGUUUAAAAGAUUGCGUACAGUUGCAUCCGAAUUGAACUGUGACGGAUAUCAAGUUGAAUUUCGCAAGAUAAACGCGGGGCAGUUAACACCAAGAAUCUGGGGUACAUGGUCAGUAGGUGGUGUUACACAGUCAACCACCAUGGAAUUCCUUUCUAGAUGCCACAGACAAGUAUUGACUUGUGAGACAGCUGGAACCCCGGCGAACCAACCAAAGAAUCGCGUUGCAAAUGCGGUACCCUUCGAUUGGAACAGAGUGUGUUUGCACGCAGUCCGAGGAGUGGAUGGCUCCGAUUACAUCAAUGCCAGUUUCGUUGAUGGCUACCGAGUGAGAAAUGCAUACAUCGCCGCACAGUCUCCGAUGGCGUCUACCGUUGAAGAAUUUUGGCGUAUGAUUUGGGAACAUCGGAGCAUCAUCAUUGUGAUGAUGUGUGAUAUCGAGGAAGGCGGCAGAGAACAAUGUUUCAAAUAUUGGCCUACCGCAAAUACCGUGCGUUACCAGUUCUUCGUAAUUGAUCCGAUUGCCGAAUACAAGCAUCCUGGUCACAUCGUUCGAGAAUUCAAAAUCACCGACGCUCGGGACGGGGAGUCUCGAAUCGUACGUCAGCUUCAAUAUAUGUGUUGGCCAGAGCAUGACGUACCUGCUGGAGGAAAUAGUCUCAUCGAUUUAAUCGGACAAGUUCACAAAAUGCGGAAUCAAACGGGUAGUGCCAUUCCUAUCACAGUUCACUGCAA